CUACUUCUUUGAGUUAGGCGCUACGAGUAAUAGAACUAGUACUACCUGGAUUGUUGAUGUGGUGUAACUUGCAUUUUAUGUUCAGUUUAAAUUUUGCAUAUUUCUCAUCAUGGAUUUAUUUGGCGACCUACCAGAACCUACAGGUGAGAUUUUAAAACACUCAAAUACCAACGGUUCUAGUGUUGAUGGCUUAUUUGGAGAUCUUCCAAGUCCUUCUUCAACUAAGAAAAUGACUGAGAACUUGCCAGCAAAGAGAAAAAUACAAGAUGAAGAGAAACAAGAAACAAAAAAGCCAGCAUUAGGUCUUUAUCAACUCCAUGGCUAUUAUUAUGCAAGAAAAGGAGAACGGGAAAUGAUGCAAGAUGCUCAUGUAAUCAAUGAUGCAUUUCAUAAGACUGUUGCAAAUCUUCACCCUUCUAUACACAGACUAGCCUACUACGCAGUGUUUGAUGGCCAUGGAGGAGUACGGGCUUCACAGUUCUCUGCAGCCCAGCUUCACCAAUAUCUGACAGCUAAGUUACCCAAGGGGGACCUGGCCCAGGUAGAAAAAGAAAUAAAGCGUUGCUUAAUAGAGACUUUCAAGAAGACAGAUGAAGAAUUCCUUAAAGAAGCUUCAAAACACAAGCCCUCGUGGAAAGAUGGUACCACAGCUAUUACUGUUUUAGCUAUCAACAACACUUUGUACAUAGCCAAUCUUGGUGAUAGCAAGGCAAUCCUAUGCAGGUAUAGUGAACAAAACAUGAGAUAUAUUGCAGUUCCUCUCAGCAAAGACCAUUCUCCUACAGACUAUGAAGAAAGAAUGAGAAUUCAGAAAGCUGGUGGUUAUGUCAAGGAUGGUAGAGUACUUGGAGUUUUGGAAGUGUCUAGAUCUAUAGGUGAUGGUCAGUUCAAGACUACAGGAGUAAUUAGUUUGCCUGAUGUGAGAAGAUGUCAACUUACUGACAAUGACAGAUUCUUGCUUUUAGCAUGUGAUGGCCUUUGGAAAGUAUUUACAUCAGAUGAAGUGGUCCAGAAAAUCCAGGCUAAUAUACAUAAUGAUGGAGCAGCACCUAAGGAGAAGCAGGUAGUUCCCAAUUAUGAAGGAAUAUGUGGCAAACUUGUAAACGAAGCUUUGCGCAAACUCAGUGGAGAUAAUGUUACAGUUGUAAUUGUAGACAUACAAAAAGGUGAACCAAACCAAUGAAAGCUAUGGAAACUUUGAUUUCCAAACUUUUGUGUCAGUUCUGAGGAAAUAUAAGCAAACUGUAAGAGUACAGAAAAGGUUGCUUUAUGGAACGUUUGUCUCUGAUUGUAAUCAGUUGUAGGAUUAUUAUUAAUUCAUCUUAUGUUGUAAGUCAGUUUUCUCUGGGGUUCAUUAUUUUUUGUAACAUGUAAAUUUCUGUUGUAAUUUUUAACUAUAUUCUGAACACAGUAUUUUAUAUGCAGUUUGAGUGUGAAGUAAUUACAUUGUUUUGCAUUCUAAUUGGUUUGAUCAAGCUUCAUUAGAAAGUAAUAAAAUUUAUAUAAAGCUCUUCA
Limulus polyphemus (Atlantic horseshoe crab) is the source of this 1515-nucleotide messenger RNA. RefSeq names its product integrin-linked kinase-associated serine/threonine phosphatase 2C-like. NCBI's taxonomy places the organism in Eukaryota, Metazoa, Arthropoda, Merostomata, Xiphosura, Limulidae. The record is from RefSeq and is a predicted model, not a curated record. Gene Ontology annotation, biological process: protein dephosphorylation. The transcript is spliced from 8 exons. Bases 110 to 1183 code for a protein of 357 amino acids. Gene Ontology annotation, molecular function: protein serine/threonine phosphatase activity; cation binding.